AUGGCGCGGCUCCAGCUCUACCAAAACCACGCGUCCGCCGAAUUGAUGUUGGCGGCCCCGGACGCGACCAAGGGCGGCGGCGUCGACGAAGAAGAAGGGCGGGCUUCCUGGUGGCUCUUCCAGUUUCUUGCGAUUUUGCUAGAACUUGUUUUGGGACUCUUCGUGUUCGGAAGGAUUAUUCCGCGGCACAGUAGCUCGGCGAAGGGCGCGGCCUGGCGCUCGUACGUCGUCAGCUACCUGCUUAUUUGGCCAGAGAUCGCCCUCGUGGCGGCGGCGGCGACUUCUGUCCGCGGCAGCGACUACACCAUUACGAAGAGUUCGAAGAUCAAGACCAAUGAGUCUCCGAGCUCGUCAGUGCAAAGCCUUGGGCAGCGCCGCGUGCUCUCGGGCUACGUCAUGACCGAUAGUAACAUUAGAACGGCCGUCGCGGUGUGGACCGCGGACAGUGCGGGCGCGGGUGCCGCCAUGGCGACGUACGGCGACAUUUCGACGUGGGACACAUCGGGGGUGACGGACAUGUCAGAGUUGUUCAAAGACACAUCUUAUCCCUUCAACGAGGACAUCAGUCAGUGGGACACCUCCGGCGUCACUACGAUGAACGGGAUGUUCGACGGCGCCUCGACCUUCGACCAGGACCUCGGCUGGUGCGUGGACGACGACGUGGACCUGAACAACGCGUUCAGAGGCACCCCGUGCGCGUCGACGUCGUGCGGCGUCACGCAAGUAGCCGGUGGUUGCGCGCCGACGCCGCGCCCAGUUCCGCAGCCGACGCCAAGGCCGACGUUCACGCCUACAUCGCGGCCGACCCCUCAGCCGACGUGGCAGCCGACGAGGCUCUCUGGUGACGAGGACGACGACGACUGCACCCUAGGCUAUGAGGUGCAUGAAUGCCGAGACGACGGGACGCUGAUGCGCAACGGCGGGUGCGAUUCGUGCGACUGCGAAGCGGUGGAAGAUCAAACGGCCGUGUCGGGCGGCCGAAUCACCUGCGAGCCGGGUACGAAUACCAUUUUUUACGACGAAGACCUCGACGGGAAUGCCGACGAAUCGUGGGAGGUCAGCACGUGCGAGUACGACGCCUGCGACGACGACGACGAGGAUGACGAUGACGAUGACGACGAUGCUGGUGGUAAUGUUAUGACUGACAGUAAGAUCUACACGGCCGUCGCGGCGUGGCUCGCGGACGCGACUGCUGCAGAGUCGAAGUACGGCCACAUCUCGACUUGGGACACAUCGGGGGUGAAAUACAUGGAGGAAUUGUUUGAAGGCGCUUCGUCCUUCAACGAGGACAUCAGCGGCUGGGAAGUCAAAAACGUACAGGAAAUGGGAAAAAUGUUCAAAGAAGCCUCGUCCUUUAACCAGGACAUCAGCACGUGGGACACCUCUAGCGUCAGGCAAUGGGAACAGAUAUUCAUGGGCGCCUCGGCCUUCGACCAGGACCUCGGCUGGUGCGUGGAACAAGACGACAUGUUGUCGUUUAGCGAUGCGAGGGGGGCAGGUUCGUUGUUCGUAGGAUCGAAGUGCGAGGCGACGUCGUGCGGUAUCCUGCCAUCCGCUGCUCAGAAGUGUGGUGGCGGCCCUAUGAGCGACUUUGGCAUCCGAUUGGCAGAGACCGCGUGGGUAUUGGAUGCGACGGCUGCCGAGUCGACGUACGGCCACAUUUCGACGUGGGACACAUCGGGGGUGACGUACAUGGCGUAUUUGUUUUGUGCGUAUCAACACAGCGAGUACUGCAACACGGCUGUGGCGUCCUUCAACGAGGACAUCAGUGCGUGGGAUGUCUCUGCUGUCAGGUACAUAGACUGGAUGCUCUCUUCUGUCACGGCCUUUAAUCAAGACCUCAGUGGUUGGACGUUCGACAGCGUUACAAAGAUGGAUGGGAUGUUAUUCGAAGCCUCGGCCUUCGACCAGGACCUCGGCUGGUGCGUGGACGACGCCGUGAGUCUGGGCAGCGUGUGCGAGAAGACCCUGGCGGCGGGGACGGCGGUGGGGGCGGCAGCGAGGACGGCGUGCGGCGUCAAACAAGCGGACGGAGCCUGCGCGCCGUCGCCACGUCCGACGUUGACCCCGGCGCCCACCGCGACGCCGGCGCCGACAGUACCUUUAGAUGACACGAGCAUCCGCACUGCCGUUGCGGCGUGGUUCUCGGACCGCGCCGCCGCCGAGGCGACGUACGGCCACAUCUCGCAUUGGAGUACGCGAGAUGUGACGGACAUGUCGGAGUUGUUUUGCGCGCCAACCUGGGAGAAAGAAUGCAACAAUAAAGCUAUUUCAUUCAACGAGGACAUCGGCGCGUGGGACACCUCCGGCGUAACGAGCAUGUCCCACAUGUUCUGGUACGCCUCGGCCUUUAACCAGGACAUCGGUGGUUGGGCGGUCGACAGCGUCACGGAUAUGAGAUCGAUGUUCUGGAGUGCCUCGGCCUUCAAUCAGGACAUCGGCGCGUGGGACACCUCCGAGGUCACGACCCUGGGCGGGAUGUUCAACGGCGCCUCGGCCUUCGACCAGGACAUUGGUGGUUGGGCGGUCCACAGCGUCACGUCUCUGGGCGACAUGUUCACCAGCGCCUCGUCGUUUAACCAGGACAUCAGUGGUUGGAAUGUACACAGUAACUCGGACAUGUACAAGAUGUUCUACCAGGCCUCGGCCUUUAACCAGGACCUCGGCUGGUGCGUGGACGAGGACGUGGAUUUUGAAGAGGCGUUUACUGGCGCCGCGUGUGAGUCGACGUCGUGCGGCGUCGUGCAAGUGGUGGGCGGAUGCGCCCCUUCGCCGGCGCCGACGCCGGCGCCGACGCCCGCCCAAACGAUGGUCAAGGUUGCCUCGUCUGUGACGCUGGAGGGCAUCGUCGCGACUGAAUUUAAUGCCGACGAAGGCAUGAAGGCGGCGUUCGCGCAGUCGGUUUUGGAUAGCGCGGGCGGGGCCUUUGACGAGGUGAUCGAUAUUGAGGCGGUGGGACGGCGGCGGCGCCUCGCCGGCGCGGGCGUCGGCGUCUCGUAUACGGGAGUCGCCCGCGUCGUCGGCACCAACGGCGCCGCGUCGGUUGGUGCAGAUUUGCUGGAACAAGCGUCGGACGCGCUGACGGCCGCCGUCGGCGACGGGAGCUUCUUGACCACUCUGCAGGCCGCGGAUACAUCGUUCGCCGCCGUGACCGUCGACGUCGCGGCGACGCAAGCGGCUAUUGCGGACGCUGCUCUCGAGGUCAUAGUCACGACGCCGGGCCCCACUGCGUCGCCGACGCCGCGGCCGAUCGGGGCUCCGACAUCAGCGCCGACCGCGACCCGCGGCAGUGACACCGUCGACGCCGCCUACCGCCUCUCAGGCGUCAGCGCCGCGCUCCUCGUGCUCGCGCUCGCCGCGUGA
Molecule: messenger RNA, 3363 nt
Organism: Pelagomonas calceolata
Lineage: Eukaryota; Pelagophyceae; Pelagomonadales; Pelagomonadaceae
Source: the annotation of a GenBank genome assembly